AUGGGAUCGAUCACCGUUACCGCCGAAGCGCUCAGCAGUAUCCGCUCGUUGUAUGACGUCAAACGUCGUGGGACUGAGCUACAAAUCGCACAAAUCGAGCAGAUAAUGUCUUUUCUCCCGCGAAAACGGAGACCUAAAGGAACCGGACCCAGAGCCACCAAGAAUACCGGGAAAACUUUGUACAGAUGUGAUCAAUGCGAGUACGAAACUUCUUGGCCCUCCUGGCUGCGAACUCACAAGCGAGUCCACACCGGCGAACGACCCUUCAAGUGUCAUUUGUGCUCGUACAGCUCUUCCCAGAGUUCCAAUCUUCAGCAGCAUUUGAAAAGACACUCGGACGAGAGACCUUUCAAGUGCAAUUUAUGCGAGUACAGUUGCAAACGGGGUCAUCAGCUGAACACCCACCGCAGAACGCAUAUUCCGAGAGAUAUCCUCCUGAAUAUGCCGGCAAGCAGCCCGAUGAACAACCUGGAUUACGCUCUGGGCUUGGAUUCGGGUUUUCCCGGUGUCUCCGUACCGGAAUACCCCGUCGUCCCCUCCAGCGGAGGACCUCUCGCGUUGGCAGCGGCCGCGGCCGUAGCUUCGUCCAAUGCGAGCAUUCAGAAUUCCACGAUGGAGACAUUCAUGGAGCACUGGAAAGGCUUGAACGACAUGGAACUCCGGAAUUCCGCUGCAAACGAAGAGAACUUCCAAGUGAGAACAAAAUCGGACGACGAAAGCUCCGACGACGGAACCGGGAGCAGUCCAGGCCGACUUCAGAUCGAUGAGCCAUCGAUUAGCUAA
Galendromus occidentalis (western predatory mite) is the source of this 783-nucleotide messenger RNA. Its product is annotated as oocyte zinc finger protein XlCOF28-like. The record is from RefSeq and is a predicted model, not a curated record. NCBI's taxonomy places the organism in Eukaryota, Metazoa, Arthropoda, Arachnida, Mesostigmata, Phytoseiidae. Gene Ontology annotation, biological process: regulation of DNA-templated transcription. The transcript is spliced from 4 exons. Bases 1 to 783 code for a protein of 260 amino acids. Gene Ontology annotation, molecular function: DNA-binding transcription factor activity, RNA polymerase II-specific; RNA polymerase II cis-regulatory region sequence-specific DNA binding.